Molecule: messenger RNA, 2829 nt
Organism: Portunus trituberculatus (swimming crab)
Lineage: Eukaryota; Metazoa; Arthropoda; Malacostraca; Decapoda; Portunidae
Exons: 1
Coding region: 1-2829 (942 amino acids)
Molecular function (GO): nucleic acid binding; RNA-DNA hybrid ribonuclease activity
Source: RefSeq, a predicted model, not a curated record
AUGGAAAAGGAAAUUAAUCACAGGGUGAACAGAUUGCGGAAAAUUUUCCGCAGGUCACGCUCACAAGCCAACCUUGAGCUUCUCAAAGAAGCUGUGGCCCAUGCGCGACAGGUAGCCCGAGAAGAGAAAGAGGCCAAGUGGCUAGAAUGGUGUGAAGGCUUCAGCCAAUCCACAUCACUCAAAGACCUCUGGGCCUGCCUCCGGCGCGCGACUGGAGGGAGGACGAAAAAGAGCCCCGCACACCCUAAUGCCAGGGAGGAGGCUGAGAGGCUCAUCCUCUCUUACACACGAAGAGCCGACACGAGGCAACUCCCCGCAGAUGCCCAGAGACGCCAGGAACAGCUGCUUCCUCAGCGACUCGCCCGUAUCAGAGCGGCUAAGGAACGCCCAGCUUGCACAGACCAGCCUUUUACGCUGCAGGAACUGCAGAGGGCUGAGAAAACUAGCAAAGACACCGCCCCAGGUGAGAACAGAAUAACAUACACUAUGCUGAGAAGCAUGGGACCAGCAGGGGAGAGCGCUUUGCUCACUCUCGUCAAUGCCUCCUGGAGAGCAGGAAGGCUACCGGUUAGCUGGAAAACGGCAGUCAUCCACCCCAUUCCGAAACCCAAGGAACCAAGUAAGACCAGACCUAUCUCGCUGUUAAGUUGUGUAGCCAAAACAGCCGAGAGAAUGGUUCUAAAUCGUCUCAAGUGGAAACUGGGUGAACCACAUGAGAAUAUAUAUGGUUUUGCAGAAAGGAGAAGCGCUGCGGACAGCAUCGCCUCGCUCCUAGCGGAGAUAAACAACAGACCAGCUAUAGUAGUCUUUCUCGAUUUAGAAAAAGCAUUUGAGUUGGCCUCACCAACCUCUAUAGCUGACAAGCUGGUAACGAGAGGAGUCAGUGGCCGCUUACUCAGUUGGACCCACGACUAUCUCACCGACCGCAAAGCUAAAGUAAAAUUCCAGGGCCAAAUCUCAAACGUUUACCAGUUUGAGAACGGCACACCGCAGGGAGGAGUCCUAAGCCCCACGCUCUUUAAUAUCCUCAUGGAAGCUCUUGUAAGCAUGCCCUUCCACAGAAACGUCACUCUUCUCAGCUAUGCUGAUGAUCUGGCCCUCGUUUCUACUGGCCAGGGAGACAGAGUUGCCAGAGCGCAGACUGGCCUUGAUGCAGUAGCCACUGUAUGCAUGGACCUGGGGCUUAAGAUCUCAGCUGAAAAGUCACAGGCAAUGGCCGUGAUGACACCUACCCCUGAUAGGAGUCUCAGCAUCCAGGGUGUUUGCCUACAAUGGGUGCCGGCGUACCAGUACCUUGGAGUUUGGGUGGACCAAAGACUGACCUUUAGGAAAGAGGUAGAGUACCUCAAAGAAAGAACGAAGACGCGUCUAAGCGUCAUGAGAGCAAUAACUAACACUAGGGCUGGGGCAACCCACCGUGUGUUGCGACUGUAUUACGUACAGGCUGUCCGAUCCUUGAUUGACUACGCAGCAGUGGGGUUAGUGUCCCUUGCUGAUAGCAACAAGAAGAGCCUGGAGACAAUACAGAGUCAUGCAUUGCGAACCAUCCUCGGGGCUCCCCGAUGGACCAAUGUACUGGCCUUACAGAAUGAGGCCGGCCUACCUCCUUUAUCAAUGAGGAUCGAGCAGCUUGCAGCCACGUUUGUUGCCAAAACUGUUACCAGCUCCAAUAAUAGCCCGGCUCGCCGGCGCCUUUUUGCCACUCUCCCACAGGACCACAGGCUCUUCACGGAGAAGACUUGGCUGCGCAGCAUGGUGCGCGCCACACAGCUAACGCUCCAUGACGUGGACCUGGUUGGAAGGGGGGAGGACAGACGGAUUGAGGGCUACAUGGAUUCACCACCAUGGACAACAGUGGCAGCAGCCACCAUCCACACGACUACGCUACCAUGCAAGAAGACACAGUGCCCGCGAGAUAUGCUUCUUGCCAGGGCCAAUGACACCUUUCUCCAGACAGGUACAGUAGGUGCUCGGGUAUAUUACACAGACGGCUCUGUUGAUCCGAACACAGGUAGGGCAGCCGCAGCAUUUGUGUGCGGCGAGGAGAGACAUGGCUGGAGGACGUCCGACCAUUGCUCCACCCUGCAAACCGAACUUGUAGGUAUAACCUCCGCUCUCUUACACGCCAGACAGCAUAACAACACACACAUAAUAGUUUAUACAGAUUCAAUGACAUCGCUGCAGGCCCUAAGACGCACCCCAGUCAGGGAUAACGUCAGGCUUAUUACCAUGACCAGGCUCUUGUUGUCUCGACUGAAAGACGAGGGCAAAAGGGUGACACUAGCAUGGAUUCCUAGUCACAUAGGUAUUGAAGGGAAUGAAGCAGCAGACAAUGAGGCCAAUAGAGCACUGACACAGGAUCAACCGUCAAUUAAUGUUCCUCUUAGCUUCCAACAGAUUAAGAAACUAGCACGGUUGGCUACCACACAGAGGGCACGAGAGCUGCGGAGAGAUGCAGAGGCGCAUUCCGCCACACUCCAGUGGCAGGCGCUAACGACCAAUGGCGAACCACUGGUGUUACCAAACUCCAUCACAAGGUGUGACAGAGUAAGUAUACACCGAUUACGCUUGGGUUAUCCCACAGUCAGGUCGCUUGGUGAGGACUUCCAAGGAGAACACUGCAGACACUGUGGGGACUUCUCGGAGGAACCUCUGAUCCACUAUUUGCUGGACUGCGAGGCAACGGGUCCGCUUCGUGCACUGGCAGCGAGGCACGGCCACGUAGAGAGCAGCGAUAGAUGGACAUCUGCAGCGAAACUGGUCAGGUUCGCAACAGACGACUACCAGAAACUACUGGAUCACAUACGAAGGUAUGCACCCCCUAGAUAG